Diaporthe citri is the source of this 1248-nucleotide messenger RNA. RefSeq lists its product as uncharacterized. Gene Ontology annotation, molecular function: methyltransferase activity. Lineage: Eukaryota; Fungi; Ascomycota; Sordariomycetes; Diaporthales; Diaporthaceae. Bases 1 to 1248 code for a protein of 415 amino acids. The record is from RefSeq and is a predicted model, not a curated record. The transcript is spliced from 8 exons.
AUGGCGAGCAGCGAGCCUCCUGGCGAUGCAGCCGCUGCAACCCCUCCAGCCCCUGCUGCCCCUGCUGCCCCUGCCGCCCAGGAGCAGUCGCCCGCUUCCUCUCCGCCCGCGCAACCCCCUGCGCAACCCUCCGCGGCAGGCGAAGGAGCGGGCGAGGCAGCGGGCGGCGCGGGUGAGGCAGCGGGCGGCGCAGGCGAGGAGACGGGCUUACUGCCUCCCACCCAUUGGACGGAGCUGGCGGGACAGCAAGGUCUCGACGACGACAACGAUUCCGCAUUCGGAGACACGGCCAGCUCGACAGACUCGAUAACCUCGAGCAUCCUCGAGUACAGAACCAUCCACGGCCGAACAUACCACAGCGACCAUGUGGGCGACAACGCGCAGUACUGGUGCGAGCAAUCCGUCCCCCUGACUCCUCCCCCCAAACCAGCGGGCUCCAACGAUGAGAUGCAAAAUGAAGCGAUGGACAUCAACCAUCAUUUCCUGAGUCUUUGCGCCGACAACAAGCUCUACUUUGCUCCACUCGGAGACAACGUCCAGAAGGUUCUCGAUGUCGGCACCGGAACAGGACUGUGGGCAAUAGACUUCGCCGACGACCACCCGGAGGCAAAUGUCAUCGGCACCGAUAUCUCGCCGAUCCAACCCAAAUGGGUGCCUCCCAACCUGAAGUUCGAGAUCGAGGACUGCACCUCGGAAUGGACCUUCCACGCCAACGAGUUCGACUACGUCCACAUCCGCUACCUCGUCGGCAGCAUCGUCGACUGGCCCGCGCUAUUCAAGGAGGCGUACAACGCGCUGAAGCCGGGGGCCUGGCUGGAGAGCUUCGAGGGCUCGCCGCACAUGAUCAGCGACGACGGCUCGGUCGGCGAGAAGUCGGCCAUCUCGCAGUGGGGCAAGUUCUUCGAGGAAGGCGGCAGGACCCUGGGGCGGACGUUCAUGGUUGUCGACACGGGGAUCCAGAGGAAGGCCAUGGAAGAGGCCGGCUUUGUCGACAUUCAGGAAUGGGAAUUCAAGGCUCCCGUUGGCGGCUGGCCCCGGGACAAGAAACUGAAGGAGAUAGGGCACUGGGCGCAGACCGCUCUCGAGUCCGACAUCGAGGGCUACGUGCUCUUCAUCGCCAACGUCAUCGUCGGCUGGAGCAGGGAGGAGAUCCUGGUGUACAUUGCCCAGCUGAGGAGAGAGAUCCGUUCGAGCAAGAACCACGCUUAUUUCAAGCUGAAGGCGGUCUGGGGCCGCAAACCAGUAUAG